Colletotrichum orchidophilum is the source of this 168-nucleotide messenger RNA. RefSeq lists its product as uncharacterized. Lineage: Eukaryota; Fungi; Ascomycota; Sordariomycetes; Glomerellales; Glomerellaceae. The record is from RefSeq and is a predicted model, not a curated record. Bases 1 to 168 code for a protein of 55 amino acids. The transcript is spliced from 2 exons.
AUGCGCUGCGACUCGAACACCACCUGCUUCAACACCACCUGUGUCGAACCAGCCGCCUUCCACACCCGCCGUACAUCAGACGACAACCCCAGCAGCGCUGCCUUUGACUUCUCAGCCGCCUCCGUCGCCGUCAACUUUGACCCAACCAACCAAACCCAGCGCAUCUGA